AUGGCGUCGAUUGGUCCCACUGAAAGGGAUGAAUCUGAAGAAGCUGGCAAUAGCCAAAGCAACAACAUGCCACCAUUGUUUCUAGACAGUAAUACCAAGAAAGCUAUGGAAUCGAUUGCGCCGAUUCUCGAAGGUUUUACGCCAAAAACUUCGUCUAGUGAGAACAAAUCGUUGAAGUUACCACCAGCAGGAUUUACUUCAGACGAUGAUGAUGAGACUAAUAAGCUGGUAAGAACACUUAGUAUCUCUUCUACUGGGUCUGCAAGUAGGCAUGUGAAUCCACUGGCUUUGGGAACCUCUUAUGAUGGUUCUGGUGGUGCUGGGACCAAGUUACAAAGGCUGAAGAGUAAUCAAAGCGGGGCAGGGUCCGUUAAUACGAUUGUGGAAAACUCCCCUAGUCCAUCUCCAAUGCUGGAGGAACCACACGCGUUUCCGUUUAUCCCGCAAGCUGCGACCUCUAAUGAUGCAAACAGUAGUAGUGCUGAUACACUAACUAGCCCAAGCUCGAGUACUUCGUCUAGAAAGGCUUCAACUUCCUUGCCUAAACCACAAUUGCCCAAGAUCGGGAAAAUUGGUGUUUGUGCCAUGGACGCAAAAGUCCUUUCGAAACCAUGCAGACACAUUUUGAACAGACUCAUUGAGCAUGGUGAGUUUGAGACAAUCAUAUUUGGUGAUAAAGUCAUCUUGGAUGAAAGCAUUGAAAACUGGCCCACUUGCGAUUUCUUAAUUUCAUUUUUCUCAAGUGGCUUCCCAUUGGAGAAAGCUAUCAAGUACGUCAAGUUAAGAAAACCAUUCAUUAUCAAUGACCUCAUCAUGCAAAAGGUAUUGUGGGAUAGAAGACUUUGUCUACAACUACUGGCAGCAAGUAAUGUUCCUACGCCUCCAAGACUUGAAAUUACAAGAGAUGGCGGUCCAAAGGUGGACGACGAAUUGAAGGCUAUGCUUGCAGAUCGUGGAGUCACGAUCUCUCAUGUCAAAGAACCAAAGUGGAGAAUGAUCGACGAUGAUACUUUAGAAGUUGACGGUCAGAUCAUGGUUAAACCAUUUGUUGAAAAACCUGUAGAUGGUGAAGAUCACAACAUUUAUAUUUACUAUCAUUCCAAGAACGGCGGUGGUGGAAGAAGGUUGUUCCGGAAGGUCGGUAACAAAUCUUCGGAAUUUGAUCCAUCUCUUGUCUAUCCACGUACCGAAGGCUCGUACAUUUAUGAGAAAUUUAUGGAUACCGAUAAUUUUGAGGACGUUAAGGCUUAUACUGUAGGUGAAAACUUUUGUCAUGCAGAAACCAGAAAAUCACCUGUUGUAGAUGGGAUAGUGCGCAGAAAUACUCAUGGUAAAGAAGUGAGAUAUAUUACUGAGCUCACGGCAGAAGAAAAAGAGAUGGCACGCCGUGUGUCUAAGACUUUUGCUCAAACCAUAUGUGGGUUCGAUCUAUUGCGUGUUGGGGGAAAAAGCUAUGUCAUUGAUGUUAAUGGCUUCUCCUUUGUUAAGGAUAAUGUCCAAUACUACGAUUCUUGUGCAAAAAUUUUACGAGAUACUUUCUAUAACGCAAAGAAAAAGAUGAGUCUCGAUAAGCGUAACUUACCUGCCAUUCAAGAAGAGAAGACGCAAAAAUGGGUCUUCAAAGGUUUGGUUACUGUCAUUAGGCAUGCUGACCGUACACCUAAGCAAAAGUUUAAGCACUCCUUCACAUCCCCUAUUUUUAUCUCUUUGCUAAAGGGUCAUAAAGAAGAAGUGGUUAUCAGACACAUCAAUGACUUGAAAAUUGUUUUACAAGCUCUAAAAAUUGCUCAAGAAGAAAAUGCUGAAGAUCCGGUUAAAUUAGACGUUUUGGCGAAUGCAUUGGAGAAAAAGCUUUCAUUCCCUGGGACAAAGAUUCAAUUGAAACCCGUUUUGAACAAAGAUAAUGAAGUUGAGAAAGUUCAAUUUAUCUUAAAAUGGGGUGGUGAACCAACACACUCUGCACACUUCCAAGCAGAAGAACUAGGUGAACAAAUGAGGCAAGAUUUCGACUUGUUGAAUAAAAACAUCUUACAGAACAUUAAAAUAUUCUCAUCAUCUGAAAGAAGGGUACUGGUAUCCGCCCAAAUUUGGGCAACUGCGCUUUUCGGCGCUGACGAGAUUGGAAGCGAUGAAAUCAGUAUCAGGAAGGAUUUGUUAGACGAUUCAAAUGCUGCAAAGGACCUUAUGGAUAAGGUUAAAAAGAAAUUGAAACCCCUUUUAAGAAUGGGUAAAGAAGCGCCUCCUCAGUUUGCUUGGCCUCCUAAGAUGCCUGAACCAUAUUUAGUCAUUAAACGUGUUGUUGAUCUAAUGAAUUACCAUAAAAAGAUAAUGGAUCAUAACUUCGCAACAAAGAAUGUGGACGAAAUGCAACAGAAUUGGUGUUGUGCUGAAGAUUCCAUGUUGUUCAAGGAACGUUGGGAUAAACUAUUUAAAGAAUUUGUGACCGUUGAAAAGGUCGAUCCUUCUAAAAUCAGCGAGUUAUAUGACACCAUGAAAUAUGAUGCCCUUCAUAAUAGACAAUUUUUGGAACACAUAUUCAUGCCAGAUGAUGGUACAGAAGAAGAGAAUGAGGAGGUACGUCAUCAUUCCUUGGUUGAUAGGUAUCCAAUUAACAUAUUAGCAAGAAACAACUUCAAGAUUCCAGAUUCUUCCAAUGUCCAAAUGGUUAAUCAGGCAACUACUACGGGUUCUAAAUCAUCCAGUAGUGUCGGAUCUCUUGGUUGGGUCCUUGAAAGUGUUGAAAGUGGUACCAAAUCACCUGGUAGAUCUAACUCUACAUUUGAUGAUCCAAAAUUCAUGCAAUUAAGAGAAUUAUUCAAGCUUUCCAAAGUUCUUUUCGAUUUCAUCUGCCCUCAGGAAUAUGGGAUUGAAGAUACUGAAAAAUUGGAUAUUGGUUUGUUGACAUCUUUGCCAUUGGCUAAGCAGAUCUUGAAUGAUAUCGAUGAUAUGAAGGAAAAGGACACGCCGGCUUGUGUUGCCUACUUUACUAAGGAAUCUCAUAUUUACACCUUAUUGAACAUUAUAUAUGAGGCAGGUUUACCAAUGAGAAUUGCAAGAAACGCACUACCAGAACUUGAUUAUCUAUCGCAAAUCAAUUUCGAAUUGUAUGAAAGUACAGAUGCAUCUGGACGUAAAUCGCAUGCUGUUCGUUUGAAAAUGUCACCUGGAUGUCACACUCAAGAUCCAUUAGACGUUCAACUAGAUGACAGACAUUACAUUAGUUGCAUUCCAAAGAUUUCUUUAACAAGACAUUUGGAUGUCGAUUACGUUUCUCAAAAGUUCAGGAACAAGUUUAGCAGAGUUAUUCUACCACAGAAGUUCACUCCAGUUAAUAUUACUAGUCCUAAUUUGUCUUUCAAACGCAAGGGGAUAACAGAGACAUUAGAAAGCUCUACUGAAGAAAACGAGAAUCUUGAUAAAUGA
Messenger RNA from Kluyveromyces marxianus DMKU3-1042, 3423 nucleotides. RefSeq names its product inositol polyphosphate kinase VIP1 (gene VIP1). Gene Ontology annotation, molecular function: 5-diphosphoinositol pentakisphosphate 1-kinase activity; diphosphoinositol pentakisphosphate kinase activity; inositol hexakisphosphate kinase activity. The record is from RefSeq and is a predicted model, not a curated record. Gene Ontology annotation, cellular component: cytosol. NCBI's taxonomy places the organism in Eukaryota, Fungi, Ascomycota, Saccharomycetes, Saccharomycetales, Saccharomycetaceae. Bases 1 to 3423 code for a protein of 1140 amino acids. Gene Ontology annotation, biological process: inositol phosphate biosynthetic process; inositol metabolic process. The transcript has a single exon.